AUGCACAGAUGCUGUGAGGUGCACGAUCGUUGCUACGGCGAUGCCAUCCAGCAUCCUAAGUGCUGGACCUUCUUUGACAACCCCUACACUGAGAUCUAUGCCUAUACAUGUGACAAGGCCAACAGGACUGUCACCUGCUCAGCCAACAAGAACACUGAGUGUGAGCAGUUCAUCUCUGAGUGCGACAGGAAGGCCGCCGAGUGUUUAGCCACUGCUGGUUACAAUCCAGAGAACAGGCGCCUGCCUAAGAACCAGUGCAAGUGA
This is a messenger RNA of Alosa alosa (allis shad), 264 nucleotides long. Its product is annotated as acidic phospholipase A2 1-like. Gene Ontology annotation, biological process: phospholipid metabolic process; arachidonate secretion. Lineage: Eukaryota; Metazoa; Chordata; Actinopteri; Clupeiformes; Clupeidae. The transcript has 2 exons. The record is from RefSeq and is a predicted model, not a curated record. Gene Ontology annotation, molecular function: A2-type glycerophospholipase activity. Bases 1 to 264 code for a protein of 87 amino acids.